Tetrahymena thermophila SB210 is the source of this 5805-nucleotide messenger RNA. RefSeq names its product transmembrane protein, putative. NCBI's taxonomy places the organism in Eukaryota, Ciliophora, Oligohymenophorea, Hymenostomatida, Tetrahymenidae. The transcript is spliced from 9 exons. The record is from RefSeq and is a predicted model, not a curated record.
AUGAAAAAUUAAAAAAAGUAAGGGUUUAUUGACGAUUUGUUUUCAACAAUCUUAGAAAUUAUAGAGGAUAAACCAUUAUACACAAUCCCUAUUGGAGUUUAUUGCAUAUUGAUUUAAAUAUACCACCACUAAAAUGCAGGGUAUUUUAUGUCUAAUUAUGAAUUAAAACCAAUGACUGACCCUAAAAUGGGAUUUGUAGCUCACUUAAAUGAAAUAGCUCCUGGCACGUUUCUCUGUUAUUAUAAGGCAAACGAUGUAAUAACAAUAUUUGUGUAUUGCAUGCUUAAUUUUAUUCUGUACUUUUACUUUUCAUACAUUUUGAUACUUACUUGGUUAAAGAGACAUCAUCAUGAGAAGAUAGACUAAAAUAAGAAGCUUUUUACUUCUAUAAAUAGAAUUUUAAAUACCUUUUUUACAGUCUUUUGGUGGAUCUUUUUUAUUCCAUUCAUAGAAAUCAAUAGCGGUGUCAUGGUGACUGGAGGUAACUCAUUUUUAACAAACAGUCGUACUGGAUUAGGAAAUGAUACAAACUAUGCAGAUAAGCCUAAGGUUAUACUUGUUUAAAGUACUAUUGGCCUGAUUCUUACUAACUUAACUGCUGUGAUUGUUCUCUUUUUCUUUAGAAAUUAUGAGUUUCAUGAAACAAAUUUAUUAAAAAGACGUUCAAGUGUAGUUCUAUUUAUACUAGUUGCAUCGAGAUUCUCUUUGACUUUCUUUUAUUAUUUAAAUUUUCCAAUAGUAGCUGUAAUUAAACAGUAUAUUGCGUAAUCAAUCGGUAUAUUAGGAAUAUAUGAUUUUCUAGUAUAUUUACCAUUCAAAAACAGAAGUAUAGCAUAUUAUUAUGGUAUUACCUAUUGCUUCUUUUAUGUUAUGGUAUGGAUCACUAAUCUGUGGUAAUUGAGUGAUUUGAUGCCUUCAUAAGAACAGUUCUACUUAUUUUUUAUCUUAGGAUGCGUGAGUGGAGCAGCAAUAAUAACUGCAUAUAACUACUAAACAGAUGCUUUAAAGAAAAUUGAAAACGAUAACUUUGAAAAAUACUACAAAAAAUAUGAUUACUUUUUAGAAGAAUUGAUGAGGCUAACAAUUAAUUCUACAAAAGAAGAAUCUGAAAAAUUUUAAGUACUGUAAAUAAUUCAUAAUCACAGGUAGAAAUGCAAUGAUCCAGAAUGUGUUUGCCAUGAAAAGUCUAUUGUUGAUUUUAAAAAUGACAUAAAUGUAGAUGUUAUAAUUACAUUUAUAAUCUAACGAUUUACUUGGGCGAUAAGUAACUAAACAGUUUAAAAGGAUACAGCAGAGUUUGAGCAUUUAAGUUUAAAAUAUAUUAGUUUUUUAACAAAAUAUAAAAAUAAUUCUCCAAAAGCUUAUAAUGAAUUAAAGACUCUGCAAUCUAAAAGGAAAAAUAUAUCAAUUUAUUUUAAGACCCUUUCUAACAUCCUUUCUAAAAAUAUAGAGUUUAUUAUGAAUUAGAAAUAUGUAAGAGUCCAGUCAGAAAUGAACUAAAAAAUGAAACUUAAUGAAGAACUCUAAAUUAAGGAUUUGAUUUAGGUGGAAGAAUUCAAAAACUAGCUUUUAAACCCAAUAAAAGAGUAUUGUCAGCUAAAGAUUAAUUUUUGGUAGAAAUUAAGAGCAGGUUUUUCUAAUUUCGAAUAACUCAAGUAGUAUACAUAGCCUAUUUCUUAAUUUGGAAUUGAGCUCAGCUAAAAAUUUAAAUAAGAAAUUAGCAAAUUAGAGGGAACAUAAAUAAGAAAUAAUACUCUUUUUUACAAGAUAAAAUCUCUAAUGUCUGUAAUAGUUGUUAAUGAAAUAAAUAUAGCUUACAAAGACCAAUCAUACAUUAAAGAUUUGCUAAAGAGAGAUGACACUAAUAGAUCUGAUACACUCUCUAAUAUGAAUCUUCUUUUUGGUAAUAUAGAUUACAUCAUUAUAUCUGUCUCUAAAGAUAGAGGAAAGAUGCUCUAAAAAUCAACUGAAAAGCUAGCAAGAUUCUUUGACUAUAACUUAUAAGAUUUUUAACUAAUAAAAUAUAUAAAAUUAUUAAUGCCAUCAUUCAUAGGAAAUAUUCAUAAUAAUUUAGUCGAAAAUAUGCUUUUUAGAGGUUACUCAAGCUGUGUUUCUUCUGUGAUUAAUUCAUUUGGCUUAUCCAAAUAUGGUUUCAUCUUUCCUAUGAAUAUAUAUAUAAAUCAUUUAUAUGAAAAUCGAGAAGACUUUUAGAUGCAUGGAACUUUAUUGAAAAUCAACACUCCAAAUUAAUAUAUUUUAUUUGAUAACUCUGGAAAUAUUUUAGGCAUUACAUUUUAAUUAUUUAUGAAAAUGUUUGAUGACGAAUAGAAGAGUGAUGACUACAACUACGAUUUAUUUAAUUUAGAUUCUAUUAAAAAAACUUAAAUGUAGCAAAAAGUUAAAUAGUUUUAAGAAAGAGUUAAUGUAUAAUUUAUACUACCACAAAUAUCAAAAUUAAUUUCAACAUAUGCAGAUUAGUUAGAUGAGAGUAGUAAACAAUCUCGAAUGAGAUCGUAAGUCAUGGUGAAUAGCUAUCAUAUCAGACUAAAAAUCCCUCAAAAUUUAUUUGAAGUUGUCUAAAUUUAUAGGAGAAGAUAAAAUAAUCUUUCAAGAAGCUUAAGAAGUGUCAAAUCUAGUGUGAAUACUUAAAUUCAAGAACCACCUUCAGCUAAGGUGGAUUUGUUAAAAGGUGAAAAUGUUUCUACAUACAAAGAAUUUAUUUAAGAAAAUAAAGAAUAUUAUUUAGGAGAAAAUUGCUUAAAUGACUUUGAUAUGAAGACUCAACUUUAAUAUAUUUAGCUAGUUCAUGGUGAAAAUUUCUAAGAGAACACUUCGUAUUUUUAAUUAUAAAUCUCAGAAAUAAAUAGAAUCAAAUAAAGAUCUACUACUCUUCAUAUGAAUACUUUAUAUCCAAAAUCUUAAUUUGCAAGCGUCUAAUAUAAUUCAAAUUCUAUUCCUCAUUGGGUUAAUGAAAAAGGAGGAAACGUUGUCUCUCCAAAUAAUGAAAAUAUUCUAAAUGGUUCUCAAGUUGGGUUUCCUAUGUCUUUAUUUAAUAAAAUAAAUUAGCAACCAUAAUAAGAAGACUUGCUUCAAAGUAAUGGGGAUUUAUUAUAAUCUGCAAGCUUUAAUGUUGGUCAUAUUUAAAAUCAAUAAGUAGAUUUAGAUAGAACUCAUAAUGCAGAUAAUUCUAAUCUUUUCAUGUUUGAAAGCGAAACUAAGCGUGAUGCCUAGUAGAUAUAAUUUAUUUAAUAAGAUGAUCAUCUUAUUCAAAUAUAAUCUACAAAUAGACAUGAGUAAGAUUAUUAGAUGACUACGAUAGAUAGAAAUAAUAACCAGGGUUUUUAAAUGUCUUCAAUCUAAGAAUCAGAAAGACCUUUUUAAUAAAAGCCAAUUAAAGACUAAUACCUAUAUCCUAAAUAAUAGAAUGCAAAUGCUUCUGAAAUAGAAAUAGUCUCUCCAACUUAAAACUCGGAAAGAGAAAUCCCUUUUAAAAAAAUAUAAACAGAAUUAAAUAACGUCAGUAUGGGAUAUAUUUAACAAGCGAAUUAAAAUGACUUAAAAAAUACAAAAGAAUAUUAUGAAGAAAAUGUCAAAGAAAGAAAAAAUACUAACGAGCAUGAGCACGACAUAGAAAACCAUUAAAGAUAGUAACAAUAUUUUGACAAGUUAAAUACAGCAUAAAUUAUUGAAAAAUAAUUUUCGAUUUGGGAAAAAAAAGAAGAUGCUGAUAAUCAUGAGGAUCCAAAAUAACUUUUAAAGGAAAAUUAAGAUGGUAAUGAAAUAGAUGAAAUAUUUGAUUCAAAUCAGCAAAAGCUUGAGUAAAAGAAAGAUGAGUCUGAAAAACAAAGAAAUAGUGUAAAAUCAGCUACAGAAUCAGAUGCUUAAGAGUUUAGAUAUCAGCCUUAGCGAUUUAAUACAAAUAGUAAAUAAUCAACUAAAUCUAAAAUUAAAACUAAAGAUGAAAAUAAAAACUCAGUAGCAUCUUCUAUACAGAGUACAAGAUUCGAUAAUGAUAUAAUAAAAGAUAUGAUUAAUACCAAAAUGAUGCCUACUGCUUAUUAGAAGUUUGUAUUGCUAAGUUUUCUAUUCCCUAUGGUGCUUCUAAUAAUGAGCUUUAUUUAUAUAAUUACUAUGACUCAAAAUUAUUAAACUACAAUAAGUAAUAUGCAAAAUAUUUAAAAUUAUCAAUACCUUUCUACAAAUUAUGCUAGAUCUACCUUAAAUUAAAUGGUAUUCCUCCUCAUGUAAAACUAGUAAUUUACUCCAUCUUCAUUUACAAAUUAAUAUUUGGCAUAUUACACUUAGGAUUUGUCUGAUUCUGAAUAAGAAUUUUAUAAAUAUCUCUAAAGUUAUUAUAACGAAAUUUAAGUUCUUAAUGAGGAAGUAAUAAUUGGAAAUAAUAGUACAUAUAAUGUAUCAAUCUCUUAAGUCUCGAAAACUUACUAUAAUUAAUUAAGCUAUCCUUAAUUUAUAGACUAUUCUUAUAAUUCUAUGAAUCAAUUCGUUAAUAACACUUCAAUUGCAAUGGCACCAAUAAACUCUUUCUAAUUCAUGAGUGAUAAUUUUGCUUUAAAUAUUAACUUACACUAAUAGCUUAUAGAUAAGUAAUACAGUCUUCUUAAUGACCAUCUAUAGACAAUUUAAACUUUGUAUAUAACAAUUUUCUUGGUUUAGCUGGUUACAACCCUUUCUUUUUUAGUUUUGCAAAUUCCUCAAAUCAUAGAAUUACAUAGAUAUCAAGAAAAAGUAUUCAUGCUUGUUACAAGAAUUUACGAUUUAGAAACUCUUAAAGAAAUAAAUAAACUAAAUAUCUUCCUUGAAAUAUUAUAACACCCUUAAUAAAUAUGGAUGAAAACAGAUUUCGCAAAGUUAUCUACAAAAGAAAUUCAUCUAAAUGCAAAUAUGAAAAAAACUGGUAAAUAAGUUGUUUUAUCUUCUUAGAUAUUUGACUAAAAGGUAAAGUAUCUAUAGUCAUUGACUUAGAUUAUGAUUUUAUUCGUUUUGGCUUAAAUUUACUUUGGUGCUAGCAUAAUAUAUAUUUCAGUAGAACAAAAUAAUAUCAAGGAUUCUUUGGCAGUUGAUAAAAUAUGUUAACAAACAAAUUUAGCUAUGAAUUCCUUUACGUAUUCUUCUGAAAUUUUAGUAUUUGAAGGUGUUAUUAGAGCCUAAUUUCCUGAUUUUAAUUAACUUGAUAGAAAUGGCUUUUUAACUUUGCAGAAAUAAGGUUAGCAACAAAUGAGUAUAUUUACAUCAAACCUUUAAAAUACAUUAUCAAAAUUUAAUGUAUUUGAUAGUUAGACUCUUAAUAAUGUGAAUUCGUUGGUGAAAUAGGAUAUUUGCUAGGUUUUAACUUGCUAGUAAAGCUAAAACAGCUCAUAUACAAAUGGUAUUGUAGGCAUUAUUUAGUAGUAAAUAAAUAUAGUUGCUUCUUUUAAUGACAUUACUUAAAGUCCAACCACCCCAACUGAUAAUGACUAAAUUCUCAAAUUUCUUUUGCUGUAAGAAUAAAUAAAUAAUUUAUUAUAAGCGUUUAAUAUACCUUUAUAAGCAAUGCAGUAGCUAAUCUAAUAUUUUACAGAUGGAAAUAAAAAUACUAUAAAUAGCCUGAUCAUCUUCAUAGAACUCUAUGUAAUUGUGGUAGGUUUAUUUAUAGUUAUUGUAUCAGUAUACUCCACUUUUAGACUAAUGAGUAAAUUGAAAAAUUAAACCUAAGAAAUAAACUUUUUACUAACCUUCAUACCCCAUGAAAAAAUGACUGAAGAAGCAACCCUCCAUAUGCUUAAAUCACUAUCUAAUUGCUACUGA